Molecule: messenger RNA, 1791 nt
Organism: Aplysia californica (California sea hare)
Lineage: Eukaryota; Metazoa; Mollusca; Gastropoda; Aplysiida; Aplysiidae
Exons: 8
Coding region: 22-1608 (528 amino acids)
Biological process (GO): transmembrane transport
Molecular function (GO): transmembrane transporter activity
Source: RefSeq, a predicted model, not a curated record
UGUGUGCUGGUGUCCUCAACCAUGAUCAUUGAGAUCCUGCCUCUGUCUUGGCGACGUCACGUGUUCUGGCUGGGCAUCGUCAGUUUCUCCUUCUCCACUGUGCUGCUCGUGCCUUUCGCCUACUUCCUACGUCAUGUGACAUGGACAGUCUUCUUGCUGGUGAUAUGCUCGGGAUCAGUGUUCAUCGUUCCUAUGUACCUACUGGUGGACGAGACGCUAGUGUGGCUUGUGGCCAACGGAAAGGCCCAGCAGGCCAAGAGGUUGCUUCGUCGUGCUUGUCGCUGGAACAACGAGGACGAGGAGUCUGUGAUCAAGCUGUUUGAGGAGAGCAUAGAAUUUUAUGACGCUAAGAUAACUGGUGAAUCGCUUUGUGAAGACGAGACUGAUGUACGGGCACCACAUCAUGAGGAUAGGCAAUAUAACCAUUUCAACGAAAAAGAUGUCACAAACGAUCGUGAGCUGAUUACAGCGCCUCACGUGUACGUUGAUUCUCCACAAAAAUCACCACCACCGUACUCUUUCAUCAAUGGCUGUGACAAUGACAAUGUUCAGAUACGAGGACUGAAUGAAGACGGGUGUCUCACCCCUCUCAAAGAUACCCAAAAGCAUUGUGAAAGCAAAACCACACAUUUCACCACAAAAGGGGUAUCAGAUAGUUUGGUCAUACAGAACAUUCUGGAGCCAUCCCACUUCAUCACUCAUAUUGGAGGUAACCAAGAGAGAGAGGAGCUGCACCCAGGAAACAAAGGACUCUGCGAGUCUCUCUUACAGCGGGACCCACAGAGCGACAAGGAAGGAACGUUUCCCAACAGACUGUGUGUUGUGUCCUCCAUGAGUGGUGCCGAUUCGCUGGCAGACCACGAGGCGUCAGCCCCAAUCCUCAACGAGUCGAAAGCUGUCGAAAAGGCCAAGUCAAGCAACCUGCUUAUGAUGUUUAAGAAUAGAACGCUCUGUUUGAACAUCAUUGCAUUCUGGAUUAUCUGGAUUGUGGACAGCUUUUCCUUCUUCAUGCUGUUUCUGACGUCAGGCAUGCUGGCUGACGACCUCUACCUCAACUUCCUCCUCAACUCGCUGGCCGAACUACCGUCUGUUCUACUGCUCAUUAUAGUGCCUGGAUGGCUGGGUCGACGCGCGUCCCUGACGUCAUACCACGUGUUGAGCGGGUCACUCCUACUUGUUGCCACUUUCAUAAAGCUUGCGUCAGACGCUGAAGCGGCAAAAAUCUGCGCAAGUGCAGUCUCAAUUCUAGGAAAGAUUGGUGUCUCUUCUGCUUUCACUUUUCUAUUUGCUUACACGCCAGAAGCGUUCCCGACCAACAUGAGAAAUUUUGCCGUCGGCUCAUCGUCCACCGCUGGCAGGAUUGGAGGUGCUCUCGCGCCUUUUGUCAACCUCCUGCCCACAUCAACAUCAUGGCUGCCCAGCGUUGUGUUUGGAGUGGUCAGCCUUGCCACGUGUCUCCUUAUUCAGAUCCUUCCAGAAACUCGAGGAAAAGAACUACCACAAACAGUCGAUGACGUCAUGGAUUGGUAUACCACCGAAAAGGGUUCAAGCGAUAAAAGUUUUUUUAAACUUAAAUCAAGAAAAAACCAGAGAAAACAAUCAAGAUGACUGUGAAACUGUGGAGUUUUCUCGCUGUUUUCAGAUUAUACUAUGUUUAUUGUGCUUCUUUUUUAGACUAAAUUCCAUGAAAGAGACCAAUAAUUUAUUAAUUCUAUGCCAAUGGUGCAGUGCAUAAUUUUUUUUUUGCUUACGCAUGAGCGCUUACGUGUGUAUGUGUGUAUAAUACGAGUG